Messenger RNA from Liolophura sinensis, 801 nucleotides. RefSeq names its product vitelline envelope sperm lysin receptor-like. The transcript is spliced from 5 exons. The record is from RefSeq and is a predicted model, not a curated record. The coding region runs from base 1 to 801 and encodes 266 amino acids. Lineage: Eukaryota; Metazoa; Mollusca; Polyplacophora; Chitonida; Chitonidae.
AUGGACAAGUGGGUUGGCGCCCAACAAGAGAAGCUAUCCAGUCUGAAAGUUGUAUAUGGUAUUUUUUUAGUGUUCUCGAAAUGCCCAGCGAGUGACAUGGACACCCCGACCCUCCAUCUGACAGCGGACGUGCCCGCCUACGCCUUGGCCAGGUGCAGGAAUGGUGACAAACCUUUAACGGCCGUAGACGCCGUCAACUGGGCGGUGGAUGGCUCCUUCAGUCAGUCCUACGUCGGCACCAGCUGCCAAUUUUACAAAAAGGAAGGUAUUCGUACCUACACAGUGGACGUUGAAGUUGGCUGGGGAGAACGCGACGCACAGAUUAUACAAGAGCGUAAAAUCCACACCAUCUCGUGUGCCUACGACGCCCACGGCAAGGCAGUUUCUAAGACGGAAACCAUUGCAGAGUGGUUCUUGAAUCCAUGGGAGCAGCAAACUCUACUUGGUGGGAACUCUACGGCUGCCUUCACUUUGAAGGUCAUGGAUGUACUAGGCAAUGAGGUCACAGGAGACCACAUAUCCAUUGGCAGGAAAAUACAACUUGUUGCUUGGGAUAUAACCGGCCGGUUGAAUUCAUUCCGUGCCCUCAGCUGCGCUGCAGUGAAUUCCCAAAGCCGAUAUUACAUACUCAGGGCUGGCUGCGGAGAUGGUUUGAUCUUCCCGAAGACGAUCGGAUUUGAAACUCGAGGCAAUUGUGUGUACAGCCCGUGGUUUGAAGCCUUCAAACUCUCCGGAGGAGACUCUACAAUACGGUUUGAGUGUACAUUCACCGCAUGUGGCCAGAACUGCGACGGGGUAUGA